Astyanax mexicanus (Mexican tetra) is the source of this 7855-nucleotide messenger RNA. RefSeq names its product sema domain, seven thrombospondin repeats (type 1 and type 1-like), transmembrane domain (TM) and short cytoplasmic domain, (semaphorin) 5Ba (gene sema5ba). The record is from RefSeq and is a predicted model, not a curated record. The transcript is spliced from 23 exons. Gene Ontology annotation, biological process: neural crest cell migration; positive regulation of cell migration; axon guidance. Gene Ontology annotation, molecular function: semaphorin receptor binding; chemorepellent activity. Bases 285 to 3590 code for a protein of 1101 amino acids. Lineage: Eukaryota; Metazoa; Chordata; Actinopteri; Characiformes; Acestrorhamphidae.
CACGGCGCAGUGAGCAGCUGCAGGUCUGUCGGUGAGAGCCGCCGCCACCGCCGCUCGCGCUCGUAAUAUAACAGGGAUAACAGCAGCAGCACGCGCCGGUCCUCGGACCCGCAGCACACGGGGUUCACCCGCACGCACAGACCGCUAAAGAGGCUACAAAAGGAUUGCCAUCUGUUUCUGCAGCAACUCUGCACCCUGAAGAAUGACAUGCCCGUGAUGCCUGUCUGGAAGUGCCUUCUAGAGGCCCACCUUGGCAGCUAGAGGAGAGGCUGGCCCCCGUCAACAUGACAGCGUUGCCACGGGACGUGACUUCCCUGGCUGUGUCUGGCCUAUUCCUCUAUCUCCUCAUUUUCGGCGUCCCUGCUGUGGUGUCCCAAAGUACCCCUGCUCCCACCGAGCCCACCCCUACCCCGGCACCGCAGAGCAGACCGGAGUGUACCCGAAGAGAACAUCCUAUCAUUUCUAUUCAAGCUCUCAGUCCCUGGAUCUCUGUUUUCUCCCAUCCUGGUGUACGAGACUUCUCACAACUCACCCUCGACCUCAGCAGAAAUGAGCUAAUUGUAGGAGCAAGAAACUACCUCUUCCGCCUGAACUUAAGCAACAUAUCACUAAUACAGGCUACAGAAUGGGGCCCAGACGAAGACACCAGGAGGUCCUGUCAGAGCAAAGGGAAGACGGAGGUGGAGUGUCAGAACUACAUUCGAGUGCUUCUCGUCAACAAGACAGAGGUGAUGACCUGUGGCACCAACGCCUUCCAGCCUCUAUGCAUCACCAGAGAGGUGGGCAAUAUGAGCAGUGUAUUAGAGCGAGUGAAUGGAGUUGCACGCUGUCCUUAUGAUCCUCGCCACAACUCCACAGCAGUGGUGACAGAGAGCGGAGAGCUUUACGCUGCCACGGUCAUCGACUUCUCUGGCCGGGAUCCAGUCAUCUACCGCAGCCUGGGGGGAAUGCCGCCUCUCAGGACCGCCCAGUACAACUCCAAAUGGCUCAACGAGCCUCAGUUCAUCUCGGCCUAUGACAUCGGGCUCUUUACCUUCUUCUUCUUGAGGGAGAACGCAGUAGAGCACGAUUGUGGGAAGACAGUGUACUCACGAGUGGCCAGAGUCUGUAAGAACGACAUCGGUGGCCGUUUCCUGUUGGAGGACACCUGGACCACCUUUACCAAAGCCAGACUCAACUGCUCGCGCUCUGGAGAGAUCCCCUUCUACUACAACGAGCUCCAGAGCACCUUCUACCUGCCUGAGCAGGACCUCAUCUAUGGCAUCUUUACCACCAACGUGAACAGUAUUGCUGCGUCUGCAGUUUGUGCGUACAACCUGAGCGCCAUCACGCGUGCGUUCAACGGGCCAUUCCGCUCCCAGGAGAACCCGCGCUCCACCUGGCUGCCCACCCCCAAUCCCAUCCCCAACUUCCAGUGUGGCACUAUUGAAGAUAAGGGGCCCAAUGAUGGCCUCACCGAGCGAAGCCUGCAGGACGCCCAGCGGCUCUACCUGAUGAACGACGUGGUCCAGCCGGUGUCUGUGGACCCGCUGGUGUGGCAGGACAGCAUGCGCUUCUCCAAGCUGGUGGUGGACAUCGUACAGGGCCAGGACACCCUGCAUCACGUCAUGUACAUCGGCACAGAGUCUGGGACCAUUCUGAAAGCUCUGGCCACCUCCAAUAAGUCUCUGCAAGGCUGUUAUUUGGAGGAGAUGCAGCUCCACCCCCCGGACACAAGGGAGCCAAUCUUGAGUCUGCAGAUUCUCCAUGGAGACAGGACUCUUUUUGUGGGGCUGAAUGACCGGGUGCUAAAAAUUCCCCUGGCUAGGUGCUCCAGCUACCAAACAGAACAAAUGUGUUUAGAUGCCAGGGACCCGUACUGUGGAUGGGACAGGAAGCAGCGCCGCUGCACCACUAUUGAGGACAGCUCCAACAUGAGCCAGUGGUUCCAGAACAUCACAGCCUGCCCUCUGCGGAACCAAACCAUGGACGGUGCUUAUGGUCCCUGGGCCCCGUGGCAGCCUUGCAACCACGAUGACGGCGAUGGCACCAGUGCUUGCCUGUGUCGCUCGAGGAAAUGUGACAGUCCUGCUCCCCAUUGUGGAGGCAAAAGCUGCGAGGGUCCGACGAUUGAGGUGGCCAACUGCUCGAGAAAUGGGGGCUGGACCCCGUGGUCAUCGUGGGGUCAGUGCAGUACCAGCUGUGAGAUCGGCUUCGAGGUGCGUCAGCGCUCCUGCAACAACCCCUCGCCCAGACACGGCGGCCGAGUGUGUGUGGGCCAAGCCAGAGAGCAGAGAUUCUGCAAUGAGAAGGUAUCAUGUCCUCAGCCCAUCUUCUGGUCGUCAUGGUCACCCUGGUCCAAGUGCAGCGCUGAGUGUGGAGGAGGAGUGCACUCUCGCUCCAGGAACUGCGAGAACGGAAACAGCUGUCCGGGCUGCGCACUGGAGUAUCAGGCCUGUAAUCUGGAGUCGUGUCCGGAGGCGAGGAGGAAUACGCCAUGGACUCCGUGGGUGCCGGUGAAUAUAACUCAGGGUGGAGCGCGGCAGGAGCAAAGAGUGCGCUACAUCUGCAGGGCACAGCUAGCCGACCCACACGAGCUGCAGCUGGGCAAACGCAAAGUGGAGACACGCUUCUGCCCCAACGACGGCACGGUCGCCUGCGAAACGGACUCUUUAGUGGACGAGCUGCUGAGGACUCCCGGGGUGAGGCUGACGGGCUCCGGCUGGUCUUCGUGGGAGACGUGGUCAGCGUGCAGUCAGGACUGCGCUAAAGGCUACCGCAGCCGCAAACGCACCUGCACCAGCAGCGACGGCAAGACCACACCGGCCGCCUGCAGGGGCUCACCUGUGGAGUAUCAGGACUGCAACCCCCAGCCAUGCCCAGUGAAAGGCGCCUGGUCUUGCUGGUCUCCGUGGUCGCAGUGUUCAGUGCCCUGUGGUGGAGGGCACUACCAGCGGACACGCGGCUGCACCAACCCUGCCCCCAGCCUCCGAGGGGACAUCUGCAUCGGCCUGCAUACAGAGGAGGCGCUGUGCAACACACAUGCCUGCCAGGGUGGCUGGAUGGCCUGGACUGUGUGGUCAGCAUGUGACGACACGGGUCUGCAGAUGCGUACUCGAGUGUGUGGUACUCAGAGCUCAACGCCGUGCACGGGAAACGGCACCCAGUACAGAGACUGCAAUGAAAUCCCAGUGAUUCUGCCUGCAUCUGGCUACGAUAAGGACCAGCAGUGUGGGGGUUUCACUCUGCUGCACCUGAUAGCCACCGGUGUGUCAUGUUUCCUGGGCGCAGGCCUGCUGUCCUUCCUGGUAUACGUGUACUGCCAGCGCUUCCACAAACCCUCACAAGAGUCUGCCGUCAUCCACCCUACUACUCCUAAUCACCUCAACUACAAGGGAAACACCACGCCAAAGAACGAGAAGUACACACCCAUGGAGUUUAAGACGCUGAACAAGAACAAUCUUCUGCCAGACGAAAGAACCAACUUCUUCCCAUCACCGCUCCAACAGACCAACGUCUACACCACCACCUACUACCCCGCAGCGCUGGGUAAAUACGACUACCGGCCUGACUCUUCGCCCUCGCCCUGCAGAAACUACAACCACAGCUGAGACUUUUACCUGCACCUCCAAAGCCAUGGUAUAAAAGGGGGACUGACACUAUUGAGCACCCCUCUUCUCUAAACUCUUAAACCAUGAGCAUCCCCCAAGCUCCCUCAGCACCUGAGGAUAGUGAUGCUCUUCUGGAACAUUCCGCCUCCCGACUCCCUGCACUCGGAGGACAAGAGCAUGCCAUCUAAAUCAUGGUUAAAAGUCUCUGAUGGAAACAAAAAAAGGACCAAGUACACGGACCAAGUACAGCAUUUCAAAUGGUACUUAUUUCCAAGGAAUGCCUUUCAAGGAAGAUUGUGUAGCUACACUGAUGUCUCGUAUUUAAAUCACUAAAUCUGUCUCUGUGGAACUCCUGACCGAGGAUAGUCUGUGGCAGAAUUGCUGAACGGACACUGUAGGCUUCUCUUUAUGUCACAUCACACUCAGCACUCAACAGUCCAGCACUCAACAGAACAAGACUCAAGCCUCUGUCUACACUUGGAAACUUUGGAUUGUGUCCACAACUACUGCAGCAAGAGAACGGACCAAGAGAAACACGGCUAAAGAAAGGGAUCGAUGCUUACUCUGUUAAGUCGUCUGUUAUUGAGCAAGCUUGUGUUAUCACCGAGCGCAAAUGUAACAAGACACCGAGAAGAAGUUCCUCUCGCAGGCUGUGGAUAUAAAGCCUUUGUAAGACUACGAGCUACAGCUAGAGGACUAAUGCACUGAGAUAUCACUGAGAUAUGCAGCACCUGCAGAUACCACACUUUAUGAACAACACUGAACCUAAUCAUUGGUCAAGUAAAAUGGUAAGUUUGCCACCAAGCUACCAGAGGAAGAGGAGGAAUGCAGACCAAAUGUGACCCUGUGGAGUUUUUGGAGAAGGAGCAAUAGGAACGCCAGUGAUGCCUGCUUGCUUUAGAGUCCACUUUGACCCUCUACUACACUCCACUACAUGUUUUUAUUAUCUCUCGGAUGGAUGGAGUACGUUUGGACCUCAUCUACACAACUUCUGAACCUACUGAAUACUGAACGCCUUGGUGGUCGUAUCAAAUACGAUAAGCUUGGACCAAGGUGGACUAUAUUUUAAUAUGAAACAAUGUAGAAAAUACUGAUAGCUUGGCACUUGUUUUUUUUUUUUUAAGAUUAUUUUAAAGAGGGGCUUAUUUGACAGUUUGUUUUGACAUGAAAUAGGAUAGAUGGACUUUGUUAGGGUUUGUUUGUUUAUUUAAAGUAAGAAUUCCAACAGUGUGGUGGCGAAUGGCGCACUGAUCAUUGUCACAUUUUUUUUCUCAUAUAUAUAUAUAUAUAGACACAUAUUUUCUACUGUAUAGAGCAGAUAUAUAAUUAAUCAUCAUUAUUUUCAGUAUGGGAUAAGUUAUACAUCAUUAUUUGUUCAAAGUAUCAAAUAUUCACAAAUCGAAUCAACCUUCAGGCUCUUAUAACAGCAGCAAAUCAGAGCAGAGGAUCCCUGGCUUAAUCAGAAAUAACAAAGCUGUUUUCACAGUAAUUUGAUGUGCGGGAAUGUGUGUGAGUGUGCCAGUGUGUGUGUGUGUGUGUGUGUGUGUGUGUGCGUGACUCAUAUUACAGGCUUAUAUUUUUUACAGUAUAAAAAUAUCCAGUGGGAUCAUACAAAACAGAAUUUUAAUAUUCAUCCCAUCAACAUUGCAUUGAGUGACGCACGGUUCUGUACUCACACGCGUAUUUCUCACACAAACAUCAUUACAGAGGGAAGAGGAUAUUCUCUGGAUAUGGUGAUUCUCACUGGGGUGUGGUAUUAUUUAUAGCGAGCUUGGUUUGUAAAGGGCAUUGAAGAACGAAGCUAUUUUAUUAUGCUUGUCAAAUGAAUGCUGUCAGUGGUGCUUUUUAGUUAAGCUAAGCACGAGUGCUUGAUUUGUAUACAGGUAAUGCCCCACUACGACACAUAAAGGUUAGUGUAAUGUACAUGCAUAGUGUAAAGCUAACACUGUUUGUUUUUUUUAAAGCCUUAUAGUUGUAAGAUAAUGUGCAGCAGCUGUGUAUAUACCAACUCUAGGGACAGUGUGGGGAUGGAGCCGGUCAUUGAGUCUCGAGCCAACUGCUCUGCAGCAGUAGAAAAUCCAAGCUUCUCAAGAUUUGUGCUUUAAGGAUGAUAUGUGGGCAAAUCUGACAUAUCUGACCCAAUAUAACAUCAUGUGUUUUAAGAGGUGAAAUUGAGCAUUUGACUUCUUAAUAUCUGAAACAUGUUGUUUUUUUUAUUUUAGUUCAAUUAUGCUUAGUUUUACCACGGGAAGGUGGGGUAAAGACAAUUGAUUCUUCAGAAAUUUUAGCCCAUCAGUCUUUUUACAGACUUUUCACUGCUGCGUCAGUAAUACAUUCUAGAUUUUCUAGCAUUUAACAAAACUGUAAACAAACCAUUAAGAAAAAAAAUAAGGGUACAUUAAUUAACAGUACUUUUAACAGAAAUUUUCAACUAAUUAUUAAUUGACACUAGUUAAGAUGUUAUUAAACAUUACAUUUUUAAUCACUUGGUGAUGCCUAAAAUGUAGUAUGUAAAUGUAAAUAUGUAAAUAUUGUUGAGUUCUUAAAACAUACCUUUUACACCCUAGAUCUAACUCAAUUACUAACUCAUUUACAUAUCCACGCCUAUUCAGCUUACCACAGUUUAGGUGAUAAGCCCACUCAUAGUACUGUUAUCAGAAGCUUCAGCUUCAGAAUUUUAGCUCUGUGUGCUUUUUAAAUAAGAGACAAUGCAGAACAGUCAGUCAGAACAGAGCUCAUUUAUCUUAUAUCAUCCAGUAUAAAUGUCUUACAGUAACAGAAACAACCUCUUUAAAUCUGAGGGUUGAAGGGCAGAAAAUUGCAUUAGUGUACAAAUACAUCAAAUACAAAAAUCAUGUAGGUUAUUGGCCCUUUAAAGUAGCUGAAAUGGUGUUAUUGUAACCCUUCAGUUUAGGGAAGAUUUCAAUGAUCUUGUAAGCAGGUAUUACAAGAGCUGAAUGCAUAAUAUACUGCAUUUGUAAUUAAUUGCAACUAAUUCAACACGUGAUUAUACAUUCUUCAGUGUACUGAAUGCACAGCAUUUUUUUAAAUUAAAUAUAAUCAUUAUUAGACCCUUUUUUAUUAUAUUUUAGAGUGAGAACAAAAGCAAACAUAACACAACAUUACAAGAAAGUAGAAAACAAACUUUUUGUUUGUGGAUUUUUUUGUCUACCCCAAUCAUACAAACCCACAAUUAGGAGCACAAUUAAAUUACAUGAGGAAUCAAGUCAAUGAAAAAAAAGCAUAGCAAAAAAGAACAAAUAAAUUAAUCAUUUAAAAAAAUAUGAAUGAAUGAAUGAAAAUAUUAUAGUUCUCCAAGUUCAAGUUCAGUCGGCCACGAUGUUGAAUACGAAUAUAUUACACUCUUUUAAACCAUUUCUUGACAAUAAUUGGUAACUAAGUUAUUAAGCAAAAUAUUGGUAAUUAUCUGAGUACAUUGUUACACCUCUAUUGUUUACACUUCACUUUGACAAUUCACACCUGUUAAAAAUUGUGAAUCAAUUCGUGACCAGAGUAAUGAGUAUAUCGUUACACCUCUAACUACUGAGCUAAACUAAACACAGAAUUACACAGUAUAUUAGGAUACUUUUAUACAUGUUAUGUAUAACAAUGAUUUCACAAGCAAUUAAUCCCCAGAUUUUGAUGGGAUCGCAUUAUCAAGUGUCUCAUGCAAUUACUCAGAAAGAUGCCCAACCUACUAAAUCCUGUAAAGUCAACUGCUGUGUUAUUUUGCAGAUGCAUAACAAGGCCUGGAGUCCUCUGUGAUUUCAAUUUAACACCUCCGCUGUGAGGCUCAGCAGCACAUCUCAUUUGCAGAGGCAUGGUAUUUACCUUCCUGCUUAACAAGACGAAAUUAGCGGCCUGACUAUUCCAGCACUGAGUACGACAACCGUUUCUGUUCAUGCUGAAUAUGAAAGAACACAACCCGCUUAUCCUGCGUUCCCUGGAGCGCAGAAAAUCCCUCUAGUCUAUACAGUGUGGCAGAUCAGUUUAAGCCCGUUUGCUGAGUGUGAGUUUAUUAUUAUUAAUUCCCCCCCGUCCCGAGGAGCUCUGCCGCCGCCGGACAGGACAGAGCCCAGACGACCAAAUGAUGCGCUCCAUCCCCGCAAGGCUCGGUGCCCUUCUAUGCAACUGACCUGGUGGUACUGUUAGAUAUGUGAUGUAGACUGUAAUCACUGCCUUUUAGACACUGUGAAUUUUUUGGUACUCUAUAUUUUUGUAUAUUGUACAUUGUAAAAGAUAAUAAACCAUGAUGCCAACUCAGA